Molecule: messenger RNA, 1188 nt
Organism: Drosophila biarmipes
Lineage: Eukaryota; Metazoa; Arthropoda; Insecta; Diptera; Drosophilidae
Exons: 1
Coding region: 453-722 (89 amino acids)
Source: RefSeq, a predicted model, not a curated record
CUCUUCGCUUUUUCGCUUGUUUUUCGGGCUAUAUUGAAUUCUUGUUUUCUGGAAAGAAAGUUGGGUUGUUCGCAAUUCAAAAGAUUUCAAAGAUUGUAAAAUGGACGAUACCACUUUUUCUUGAUAUUUAAAAACGCAGAAGUGGCGAGCCUAUACAACGCACAUCAUGAAUGUAUAUAUGGGCAAUGCCAAAAAUCAUGUUUGCAUUAAGCUAAAGUUUAUGUAUUGUAAUGCUCCCUGAUAUACGUAGAAUAUAUGUUUCUGCUAUACGAGAAACUUGUUUAUACAGAUGCGAGAUCUUUUGUUUUUGGCAAACAACAGAAACAAUGGCUGCCGCUUUUUGAUAAGUGGUCUUCUUUCCCGCUGUUUGUACUUUUGUUACUUUGAUUGCUUUAUAAAAAGCUGCACCAACUGUAGCAAAGGAAUGAUAGCAACUAGAAGACAGAAGCAAGAUGGUCCCAUCGUAUUACUUGCUGAUCGUGGCUGCGCUGCUGUCGGCGUGCUUGACCGUCCAAGCGCAGAUCCUCGGUCGUGGACAUUGCCGUCCCACCUUAAUCAAAGUGCAAGUGGGUGGCACUGUGUGCGAGCGCCUCUGCUACCGCCGGGACUACCGCGGCCCACCGCUCCUCUGCCGUCGUGUUGCAAGGGAGGGAGUGGUGCCCGUCUGCGGCAACGGUUGCUGCCUCAGCGGUCCCAACUGCCUGCAGCUGUUAUACACCUAAAGUUAGUUUUAAAAUAAGACAAGAAAAUCAUUGUAACAUAUUAAGUACUGCACAAUCCUAAACUAAAUGAGAUAAGAUAAAAUUAAGUUGGAAUGUUACUGAACAUGGAUUGCAAUAGUCACGCUUAUGAUUGUAAGUUGGAUUAUAUGCCAUAAAUUAUAGCUAUAUAAAAGAUAAAGAUGAUAUAAAGAUAUUGCAUAAAAUCAUAAAUUAAUCUAUGGUUUAUUAUUUUGCAUAUUUGUCAAGGAUUGCUAAAAACUAUAUGUUGAGAAAAGGAUUUAAAAGUAUUUAUAUCAUUGAUGCACAUCGACACCAACUUUAUGGCUGACUGACUAGCAUGUCAUUUAACUCUCUUAAUUAUAUUAUUAAUUUUAUUACUGUUUAAUUAUCGAGUAAUCAUUACUGUUAAUAACUACAUUAAGUCAUGAGAAUACACAACCACAACUCAUUCACCAAAAUAAUAAUU